Homalodisca vitripennis (glassy-winged sharpshooter) is the source of this 699-nucleotide messenger RNA. RefSeq names its product verprolin-like. Lineage: Eukaryota; Metazoa; Arthropoda; Insecta; Hemiptera; Cicadellidae. The transcript is spliced from 3 exons. The coding region runs from base 1 to 699 and encodes 232 amino acids. The record is from RefSeq and is a predicted model, not a curated record.
AUGCGUACACUGUCAUCACCGCUGCAGCGGCCUGCGACUGCUGUGUCACCCUCACCCGCCACACCGCCGCCUGACUCUCCUGUACCGCCCGCAUCCCGCACUCCCUAUCUGCUCCACGCCCGGCUCCGACAUCGCACCUCCCUGGUGACCGCGGAAACGCCAGUGCUCGCCGUCUGCAAGCCUGGAGCCGGACUGUUGGGUGUGGUUGAGGGGAGUCAACCUCCUCCCCGGGAAGCUGUAGCGUGUAAGGUGUCUGUGCUGCUGGAUUUCAACGCCAUCGUUAGGCGACACUUCACUCGCCAUGGCCAGCACCUGACUAUGAGGGGAAUGCGGCUGCUUGCCGAACUGGUGGUGGCCGGCCUGAAGAAGGCUAGCUUAGUCACUGCUGACCGGUCACCAUCACCACCACCGCCAUCACCACUAACGUCUUCAUCGCCACCCCCAACAUCUCCAUCACCACCACCUCAGCCUCCAUCGCUGCCGCCGCCGCCGUUACUGCUGGUACCAGCAUCUGCUACCGAUGUUGAAUCUCCGGAAUUCGCCGUCACGGAGUCGGCUGUCGACGUCGCGGUCUCCUGUGUGCCGCUUAGUCCUGAUGGGCCUUGGACGCUGCCUUACAACAGCUACGCGGAGGCAGUAAAAUCUCCACCUUUGAUGACCAAUGGACGCUCUGUAGAUGCUUUUGCAACCUGGAAUUGA